This is a messenger RNA of Paralichthys olivaceus (Japanese flounder), 4657 nucleotides long. NCBI's taxonomy places the organism in Eukaryota, Metazoa, Chordata, Actinopteri, Pleuronectiformes, Paralichthyidae. The record is from RefSeq and is a predicted model, not a curated record.
CCUUCUUCUCCUCUUCCUCAGCAGCUACUGCAGCAGCAGCAUCCCGGUGCCUCCCGGAUCCAUGAAGAACUCCCUCCUGCACGGCUCCCUCCCCGCCGCGAUGGGCCGCAAGCCUUCCACUGCGUUGCUGUGUUGAUAUCGAGAUAUUCCACUUAUUCAAAUAUGAAUCAUGCAUUUGAUAUUUCUGGCCACUUUGCUCGUCAGCGUCCUCUCGCCUUGGCUUCAUCCAUCUCUAGCGUCAUCCGUUUCUCAAGGAGUAGAGGACAAGGUUGAGAGGGAUGCGGUGCCAGUGCUGCUGAAGCAACAGGCAACUGCAGCACCUGCCACAGACAACACAACACACCAUGCAGCAGAGCAUGAGAUCACCUACCCCUCGCGGCUGAUCUACUACCUGAACGAGGACUCAGAGAGCACCUACCAUGACCUGGACACGCGAGUCAAGAGUCAGGCCGCAGAGGGCCAGGCGGUCCACCUUGCCCAGGCCAGUUUCCAGUUAGAGGCGUUUGGUUCCAGAUUUGUCCUGGAUCUAAAGUUGAACAAUGGCUUGCUGUCUUCAGAUUAUGUUGAAAUCCAUUAUGAAGGGGGCAAACCUGUUCUAUCAAAGGGCGGUGAGCACUGUUACUACCACGGCCAGUUGAGAGGGAACGAUAACUCCCACGUGGCCUUAUCUACCUGCAACGGGCUGCACGGGAUGUUUGACGAUGGAGUCUAUGUGUAUCUAAUUGAGCCCUUAGAACAGACUCAUUCAAUCGAUACAGCUGCAAGGCCUCACAAACUAAGAAGAGCAGCCUCCCUUCACUGGAACAAUGAUACAGAGGAGCAGGUGGAGGAGGGGCAGCUCUUCUCGGAGCUGGAUGACUUGUCCUGGCUGAAGCGUAGGAAAAAGCGAGCUAUGCCUCGCAGUGUGUUUGAGGAGAUCAAAUAUUUAGAGAUCAUGAUUGUCAGUGACCACAGUAUGUAUAAACGACACAAAACCAAGCAGCACACGAAGACUUUUGCCAAGUCGGUUGUGAAUCUUGUGGAUGCUAUAUUUAAAGAGCAGCUACAUACACGUGUGGUGCUCGUUGCCGUGGAGAUCUGGACAGACAAGGAUCAGAUCCCCAUCAGCGUGAGGCCGCUGGAAAUGUUGCGAGAUUUCUCCAAGUACCGGCAGCAGAGCAUCAAGCAUCACGCAGACACUGUGCACCUCUUCUCAAAUGUGACCUUCCACUACCGCAGAAGCAGCGCGGCGUACUUCGGGGGCACCUGCUCUAUGAGCCGUGGAGUCGGCGUCAAUGAGUACGGCACCACCUGGUCCAUGGCAGUGUCUCUGUGCCAGAGCCUGGCACAGAAUCUGGGCAUCCAGUGGGACCCAGUAUCCCGGAGAAAGGAAUGUGGUUGUGCUGACCAAUGGACGGGCUGCAUAAUGGAGGAUACUGGUGUCCAACAACCACGGAGAUUCUCCAAAUGCAGUAUUUCAGACUACAAGGAGUUCCUCUUGAAAGGUGGAGGCUCUUGUCUGUUUAACAGGCCGACAAAGCUGUUUGAGACAACAGAGUGUGGGAAUGGAUUUGUCGAGGUGGGAGAGGAGUGUGACUGCGGAGGCAGAGCGGAGUGCUACAAGGAAUGCUGCAAGAAGUGUUCUCUCGCCAACGGGGCUCACUGCAGCGAUGGCCCCUGCUGCAAUAACACAUGCCUGUUCUAUCCACGAGGUUACAGUUGCCGCUACGCUGUGAACGACUGUGAUAUCUCAGAGACGUGCUCUGGAGACUCUGGACAGUGCCCUCCCAACCUACAUAAACAGGAUGGUUACCUCUGCCAGGUCAACCAGGGUCGCUGCUACAACGGAGAGUGCAAGACCAGAGAGAACCAGUGUAAAUACAUCUGGGGGUCAAAGGCCGGAGGCUCGGAGAAGUUCUGCUACGAGAAGCUCAACACGGAGGGCACAGAGAAGGGCAACUGUGGGAAAGAUGGAGAGAAAUGGACCCAGUGUAGCAAACAUGACGUGUUCUGCGGAUACCUUUUGUGUACAAACACUGGCCGCAACCCACGCAUCGGAAUGAUGAAAGGGGAAAUAACCACCACUUUCUUUAACCAUAAAAAUGGGCAGAUAGAUUGCAGUGGUGGCCACGUCCUUCUGGACGAUGACACUGAUUUAGGCUACGUGGAGGAUGGGACUCCCUGUGGUCCGUCAAUGAUGUGCCUUGAUCGCAAGUGUCUGCCCAUCCAGUCACUCAACAUGAGCACCUGCCCCAGUGGACCUAAUGGACAGGUGUGCUCUGCCCAUGGGGUGUGCAACAAUGAAGCCACGUGCACGUGCGACACCACCUGGGCAGGGACAGACUGUAGCAUGCCUGACCCGCCUAAAGAGCCUCAGUCCUCUCAGGACGAAACGCCCAAGGGUCCUAGUGCCACCAAUCUAAUAAUAGGCUCCAUCGCCGGAGCCAUCCUUGUGGCUGCCAUAGUGCUGGGGGGGACUGGAUGGGGCUUUAAUCCGUUACUGUUUGAGGGUGAGACUUUAAAUGGAGUGGUGAGAGCGACAGAGGGAGAGAGAGAGAGAGAGAGAGAGACACUCACACAGAGAGAAGCCAGGACGUUUUUGUUGGUCGCAGCCUUUGUGCCAUGGCUAGCCACACCCACCUGGAGGGCCAGGCUGCACCCCUAGAGCAGAGCAGGACCUCUCUCGGACCCGCCCACACCGGCUGCCAUUGCUGCCUGCUUCACAGACCUGAAAUGUGAAGAAACGGAGGUACGACCCCAACGCCUCAGCCAUUUAACCCAGGGAGAGAUGGCUAUCACUGACGGACUGCUCCAAGGCUUCCUUAGUUGGCUACCUGACAGCUGGACUGCACUUACUGCUGCUGAUCUUUGGCAUUAGAUUUACUUGAACCAGACAUAGUGGACAUUUGAACAAAUUCCAUCGUAGUGACAUAAGAAACGCAGCCUUUUUCGACAUCACCUCACUCAUGUAACGACCCCACCCACCCACCCAACCACCCACCCUGAUCUCUAGAGUGACAGAGCUCCUCUUCCAUCCUUUUAGUGCCAGUGCACAGGCGUUCAGGCGGAAUCCACACCACUCUCUCACCUGGCAUGACUAUCCGCACAAAGUGUGCUGCUUGCUGGCCCCCCCGGCAUGAAGAGUCCUUUUUACAGGGCUCUGCAUGGCUACGAAAGCUACGAAUAUACUGCAAAAAAACAACAAAAAAACAUACAAAGAGAAAAAAAUCCAACAGAGGAGAUAGCCUCGUUAAAAACCAAACUCAGUGGAAGGCUGGUCGAAGCUCCUAUAGUUCACUAGGUGCUGUAGAUGAAUAAAGAAAGCUGCAUGUGUGGACCUAUAAGGGCAGUGCAGACCACAUAGUGAGUAAAUGCACACACACACACACACAAACACACACACACACAAUAUUGUACAUAAAUAAGGAGUUCAGGUUUGGAAUUAUCAGCAUAUUUUCAAAGGACAUCAAUUGCUUCUGUUUUUAUCUUAGCAUGUUGUAUAGCGGGUGUUUUUGGCAAUGUUACAGAAAAAAGAAAAGAAAAACUGCGCUUAUGAUUUGGGCUUAAAGUUUUCGCUGCACAGCCUGCUGGGAUUGUCUGGGAUGAGGUCAAAGGUCAGAUCACACCUCAGUGGACAAAGCGGCUGUGGUGUGGAGGAGAAGCAUGUCAGUUCUAGAGGGAUUUGGACUGAGAUCACGAUCAUGAGAUUCCCCUCCCCCUCCCCCCCCCCCCCCCCCCCCCUCAAGUAUCUUCAACAGUGUCUCAAAAGCCAAAGAUCCAAUCACCUGAACAUAUGGAUGUUGUUGCACACAGAGCACUUUCCCCUCUCUGUCUGCAGCCAGCGGUGCCUCUCCUACUGCUGAGGGCAUGAAGUCUGUCCACGCAGGCGCUCACCUGUCCAGCCAGGUCUUACUUAACAGUCCUCAUCAACACCCACUAUACUGGCUUAGCCUUUCGCUCUCAUUAACUCUUAAUAGAAGAUCAAGAUCCGCUCUACUGGUAACGCUGCAUGCAAUCACUAUAGUGGGCUUAUAAUUCUAUAUGGGAGUCCCCAAAAUCUGCAACAAAAAUAUGCUACAAAAAAGUAGGUGCAUGUCAACAACAGAAAACAUUUAACUUUUAUUUACUAUGCAAAGAGAGAUAUUGCACAAAAAGUAUGGGUAAUAAUGAUAUUGAUGUAGACAUGGAAUUACAAGAAAACGUCUGCUAAUCAGCUACUAUCUUUUGUAUCUGGCCCCUCCCACACGUCUUGUUUCAUUUCGCUUCAACAUACACAAUGAAUGAACAAAUAACAUUAAAAAAAAAAAAAGAGAAAAACACUGGAAUAAUAUUUCAAAUGAUAAACGAGAGAGCACCCUUUUACAUUUGUGGAACUGAAAAAUCAUUUUUGUGUGUUUUUCAUUCAGUCUGAUGUUUUUAAUCACACACGUGUAUACACACACACACACACACACACACACACACACACACACAUAUACACACAACACACUGUAUGGUGCCUGUACAUAUCGAGGCCUGAACAGUUUCCUUGUGCAGGGCUAUUAUUUCCCUUCCAGCUGAUGGUUGGUGUGUUCCAGGUGCUGCCAUAGCACUGGCAUCGUUGUAAUCCUCCAUGUUACUCAUUGUCUGGUGUCCCUCUCUCACUGCAUCAUGUACAGUUGGACCGAUGAAUAAACGA